UUCCAGGCAAUGCUGCCUGUGUGACGUCUAAUCUAAUGGACGGGAAGUUUCUUCAACAACCACAACUGCGACCUCGGUAGCUUUGCUAGCCAACGUAGCGGAACAUUUCAGCUCUUUGUACGUUUUUCGUUAUUAUUAGCCACUGUUUUAAACACACGUCUGUCGUAUCUACUAGUUACCCCUUUUAAUAUCACAUUUACGUUGGUGUUGGUCAGCUAGCUGUCUGGUUAAGGUAGCAGUAGCUAUAGGUUAGUCGCUAAUGCUAACUAGCUAACAUCCCCAACAAUGACUUCAAAAAGCUACUACACCUCCGCUGAAGAGGCGGACUGCUGGACGGAGAGAAACGCUCUCGUGAAAGAGGAAAGGGAAGAGGAGGCUGUCACUGUUAAACAAGAAGUAAAGGACGAGGCUGUUACAGUGAAAAACGUUUCAGUGAAAGAGGAGGGGGAAGAUAAACAAGAGGGUGCAGUUUUUACAGUGAAAGAGGAGACGACUGUCACGGUGAAAGAAGAGGAAGACGUUUUUGGAGUGAAGGAGGAUGCGGAGAUCACUGUCACAUUGGAGGAGGAAGAAGAGCAGAAUGGAGAUCUGAUUAACACCAGAGAGAGACCAGACUCAGAGGAACCGGAGACGUCUGAACCAGCAAGACGACACCACUGCUCCCAGUGUGGAAAAAGUUUUAGCCAAUUACGGACACUGAAGGUGCAUGGAAGAAUACACACUGGAGAGAGGCCCUACCAAUGUUCCCAAUGUGGAAAGAGUUUUGCCCUGUUAGAGAGCCUGAAAAUACACAAUAGAAUACACACAGGAGAGAAGCCUUACCAAUGCUCCCAGUGUGGAAAGAGAUUUUCACAGUUAAGUUGCCUGAAAUCGCAUGAGAUAAUACACACAGGAGAUAAGCCUCACAAAUGCUCUCAAUGUGGUAAUACUUUUAAGCGGUUAAGUAACCUGAAGGACCAUAAAAGAGUACACACAGGAGAAAAGCCUUACCACUGUAUCCAUUGUGAAGAGCGUUUUAGCUGGUCAAGGCAACUGAAAGCGCAUGAGAGAACACACACUGGAGAGAAGCCCUACCAAUGUUCCCAGUGUGGAAAGAGUUUUACCCAGCUAGGGAGCCUGAAAAUACAUAAUAGAAUACACACAGGAGAAAAGCCUUACCAAUGCUCCCAGUGUGGAAAGAGAUGUAAACGGUUAAGUUGCCUGAAAUCGCAUGAGAUAAUACACACCGGAGAUAAGCCUCACAAAUGCCCUCUAUGUGGUAAUACUUUUAAGCGGCUAAGUAACCUGAAGGAACAUGAAAGAGUGCACACAGGGGAAAAGCCUUACCCCUGUUUCCAAUGUGAAAAGAGUUUCAGCACGUUAAGACAACAAAAAGAGCAUGAGAGAACACACACCGGAGAGAAGCCCUACCAAUGCUCCCAGUGUGGAAGGCGAUUUAACCGCUUAAGUAACCUGAAAUCUCAUGAGUGGACACACAGGAGAGACGCCACAUCACUGAUCUGUGUGGAAAUAGUCAUCUACAAGACCCUGCUAGGUAAAGCUAUAUGUUGUGAAGCCCACUGGCUCCAGGUCAUCUACAAGACCCUGCUAGCCCACUGGCUCCAGGUCAUCUACAAGACCCUGCUAGGUAAAGCUAUAUGUUGUGAAGCCCACUGGCUCCAGGUCAUCUACAAGACCCUGCUAGGUAAAGCUAUAUGUUGUGAAGCCCACUGGCUCCAGGUCAUCUACAAGACCCUGCUAGCCCACUGGCUCCAGGUCAUCUACAAGACCCUGCUAGGUAAAGCUAUAUGUUGUGAAGCCCACUGGCUCCAGGUCAUCUACAAGACCCUGCUAGCCCACUGGCUCCAGGUCAUCUACAAGACCCUGCUAGGUAAAGCUAUAUGUUGUGAAGCCCACUGGCUCCAGGUCAUCUACAAGACCCUGCUAGGUAAAGCUAUAUGUUGUGAAGCCCACUGGCUCCAGGUCAUCUACAAGACCCUGCUAGAAUCGCUAAUGCUAACAUCCCCGACCAUGAGUUCAAAAAGCUACCACACCUUCGCUGAAGAGGAGGACUGCUGGACGGAGAGAGAAGCUCUCGUGAAAGAGGAGAAGGAAGAGGAGGCUGUCACAGUUAAACAAGAAGUAAAGGACGAGGCUGUUACAGUGAAAGAGGAAGACGUUGCAGUGAAAAAGGAAGAGGAGGUUAAUAAACAAGAGGGUGCAGUUUGUACCGUGAAAGAGGAGACGACUGUCACGGUGAAAGAAGAGGAAGCCGUUUUUGGAGUGAAGGAGGAGGGUGAGAUCACUGUCACAUUGGAGGAGGAAGAAGAGCAGAAUGGAGAUCUGAUUAACACCAGAGAGACACCAGACUCAGAAGAUCCAGAGCAAGAGACGUCUGAACCAGCAAGACGACACCACUGCUCCCAGUGUGGAAAGACUUUUACCCAGUUACGGACACUGAAGGUGCAUGAAAGAAUACACACUGGAGAGAAGCCCUACCAAUGUUCCCAGUGUGGAAAGAGUUUUACCCAGUUAGGGAGCCUGAAAAUACAUAAUAGAAUUCACACCGGAGAGAAGCCUUACCAAUGCUCCCAGUGUGGAAAGAGAUGUUCACAGUUAAGUUGCUUGAAAUCACAUGAGAGAAUGCACACAGGAGACAAGCCUCACAAAUGCCCUCAAUGUGGUAAUACUUUUAAGCGGUUAAGUAACCUGAAAGAACAUCAAAGAGUACACACAGGGGAAAAGCCUUACUACUGUUUAUAUUGCGAAAAGCGUUUCAGCUGGGUAAGGCAACUGAAAGAGCAUGAGAGAACACACACCGGAGAGAAGCCCUACCAAUGCUCCCAGUGUGGAAAGAGUUUUACCCAAUUCGGGAGCCUGAAAAUACAUGAGAGAAUCCACACAGGCGAAAAGCCUUUCCAAUGUUCCCAGUGUGGAAAGAGUUUUAACCGGUUAGGUAACCUGAAAUCACACGAGAGGACACACAAAGAAGAAGAGCCACAUCACUGCUCCCAGUGUGGAAAGAAUUUUACCUCAUUACGCUUCCUGAAGAAUCAUGAGCAAAGACACACGGGGGAAAAGCCUUUCCGCUGCUCCCAGUGUGGAAUUAAAUUUACCUGGUUACGCCAACUGAAAUCACAUGAAAGAAUCCACACAUGAAAUGUUACGAAUGCUCCCAGUGUAGAAAGAUAUUUACCCAGUUCAGGCACCUGAAAGACUAAGGUUACACACACACAGGGGAGAAGCUUUACUCAUGCUCCCAAUGUGGAGGGUGAUUUUUCACAUACUUACAAUUCAUGAGGUAACACGCACAUUGAGGUAACACACUUCUCAUCCUCAAUUCACGAGGUAACACACUUCUCAUCUUAUACUGAAAAGUGGUGCUUUGUGGUUUUGUUUAUGCUCUUUUUUCCAUAUGAAAUCAAAUUGGAGAAAACCUACUCAAAAAUAAAUUUGUAUGUUUUAUGUUUUUAAAUCCCAAGAUAUUAAUUGAAUAUGGAGUGUGUCAGUUUUUAUGUAGAUUCUAUGUACACUCUCUCUGUGUACACUACACUCUCUCUGUGUACACUACACUCUCUCUCUGUGUACACUACACUCUCUCUGUGUACACUCUCUGUGAUUAAAUAGUCUUCUU
Oncorhynchus keta (chum salmon) is the source of this 3613-nucleotide messenger RNA. Its product is annotated as zinc finger protein 271-like. Lineage: Eukaryota; Metazoa; Chordata; Actinopteri; Salmoniformes; Salmonidae. Gene Ontology annotation, biological process: regulation of transcription by RNA polymerase II. Gene Ontology annotation, molecular function: DNA-binding transcription factor activity; RNA polymerase II cis-regulatory region sequence-specific DNA binding. The coding region runs from base 286 to 3138 and encodes 950 amino acids. The record is from RefSeq and is a predicted model, not a curated record. The transcript is spliced from 8 exons.